AAGGAGGAUUUCUCAGAUUCCAUGGAUGAUAAUUUUUUUGUAUUGUGAUUUCAGGCUUUCUCCGAUUCAAUCAUUUCUUUCCCUGAAGCUUGUUUUGCUCUUUUCAUAUUACUCAGAUUCAGAUUGCUCGUUCUUCCGUAUCCAAUUAAGUUUUCACCAAAUCUAUUUUGGACCUUUUACAGCGAAAAAAACUCUUGUUAAUUAGUUCUUACAUGACUCAUUUCGGUUUUGGCGAAACACUAUCUUUUGGAGGUUCAAACCAUGGAUUGGGCCACCUAGUUGUUCCGUUUCAAACCACUACGAGUUCCCUGAGGGUCUUGCUUCUGCAUGGAAACUUGGAUAUAUGCGUAAAAGGGGCUAGAAACCUGCCCAAUUUAGAUAUGUUCCAUCAGAAAAUGGGGGAUAUGUUUUCCAGAUUACCUGGAAAACUUGGCCAAAAAAUUCAAGGGCAUGUGUCCAACACAAUCAUUACUAGUGAUCCUUACGUGACUGUAUCUCUGGUGGGUGCUGUAAUUGCAAGGACAUUUGUAAUCAAGAACGAUGAGAACCCUAUCUGGAUGCAGCAUUUCUAUGUUCCUGUAGCACAUCAUGCUGCAGAAGUACACUUUGUGGUAAAGGAGAGCGAUAUUGUGGGUUCACAAAUCAUGGGUGCGGUUGGAAUUCCAGUGGAACAGUUAUACAAAGGCGCAAAAGUUGAAGGGUCAUUUCCAAUCCUUAAUUCUAGUGGGAAACCUUGCAAAGAUGGAGCAGUCUUGAGUUUAUCCAUUCAAUACAUUCCUUUUGAUAAGGUGGCUCUUUAUGGUCAUGGUAUAGGGACAGGUCCUAGCUAUGAGGGGGUUCCAGGUACGUACUUUCCCCUUAGGAAUGGGGGUCGAGUUAGACUUUAUCAAGAUGCUCAUGUUCAUGGAGGUUCCCUUCUUCCUAAUUUGAAGAUCGAAGGUGGUGUGAAUUAUGAGCAUGGCAAUUGCUGGCAUGACAUCUUUGAUGCAAUAAGUCAGGCCCAACGAUUAGUAUACAUUGUGGGGUGGUCUGUAUACUACAAUGUUAGACUGGUUCGAGAUACUGAUGAUGCUAAAGCUUGUACAUUAGGUGAUCUUCUCAAAAUCAAAUCCCAAGAAGGUGCGAGAGUUCUGCUACUUGUGUGGGACGAUCCUACUUCUAGAAGCAUGCUUGGUGGAUAUAAAACGGACUAUGCAGUGAUCAGGGCAAGGGAAGUGAGUCUGGACUAGCUUGAGUUGUUGAAGCCAUGUGACUUCAGAGAUUGUGUAAUGAACUAAGAAACUUGUGUAUAUAUAUGUAAAAGAGUUG
Messenger RNA from Prosopis cineraria, 1308 nucleotides. RefSeq names its product phospholipase D beta 1-like. Gene Ontology annotation, molecular function: D-type glycerophospholipase activity. The record is from RefSeq and is a predicted model, not a curated record. Gene Ontology annotation, cellular component: plasma membrane. NCBI's taxonomy places the organism in Eukaryota, Viridiplantae, Streptophyta, Magnoliopsida, Fabales, Fabaceae. The transcript is spliced from 2 exons. The coding region runs from base 213 to 1229 and encodes 338 amino acids. Gene Ontology annotation, biological process: phospholipid catabolic process.